Molecule: messenger RNA, 1050 nt
Organism: Amborella trichopoda
Lineage: Eukaryota; Viridiplantae; Streptophyta; Magnoliopsida; Amborellales; Amborellaceae
Source: RefSeq, a predicted model, not a curated record
AUGAAUGACUUGGGGCUCUUGCGAUAUGUUCGUGGCCAAGAGGUUGCUUAUUCUCCUCGAGGCUAUCUGUUAUCUCAACACAAAUAUGUCACAGAAAUUGUCUCCCAAGCUUGCCUCAUGGAUGAUUCUAAGAGAGUUGAUACUCCCAUUGAAUUGAAUAUCAAACUUCGUGCAACAUAUGGGGAACUACUCCAUGAUCCAACAUUUUAUCGACAAUUGAAAUGUAAGAAGCAAAAACGUAUUGCCCUAUCUACAACAGAAGCAGAAUAUAGAGCAAUGACGCAAACUACAACUGGAAUCAUUUGGCUUCGAUGGUUGCUUGCUGGUUCCAUAAAAAAGGUCGGAACUCGAAAAUGGAACUUUAUAUCAAAGCUCCUCCGGAUAAAAUUGUGCCCUAAAUACAAAACUUUCGUUCUCCUCUCUUCGCACUCAGUUGCUCAGCCGGACCCCUCUAUUCGCAUUCAGCCUCUCUCUAGCAACCACAACCAUUUGUGCUACCAGGAGCCAAGAGUCCAAGAAGACGGAGGAGGAAGCAAAGAGCAGAGAUGGCAAGAGGUUGAUGUAGUUGUUGCCUAUGCAAUAUUGCACAACUAUAUCAUGAUGACACAAGGAGUUGAUAGCAAUAGAGAGUUGCAUUUUCGAAAGAGGGUUGAAAGACGAGUAGUAGUUGAAGGAGACAAUUUCUUGCUAUUGACUCAGGGGCAAGCUCAUGAUGAUGGUGUCAGUCUACCAAAUGCCAUGACGACACAGCUGUGGGGGCCUACCCAAAUCGCUAGAAGUUUUUUGGCACAUUUCUUAUGUUGAAAUUGGUUUACUUGCAUUAAGUAGUUGAGCUAUUCAAGUUUUGUAAAAAGCUCUAUGACAUUUGGUGAGCAUUAGAUGUGCUACCUUAUUGUCGUUUUGAGAGAAAGUUUGGAUUAUCUGAGAACCAUAUUGUUGUUUUGAUGAGAGUUUGGAUUAUCUAAGAAGGUCUAUUUGGUGUGUUAUGUGUGAGAAUUGUAUGACAUUUCAUUUUCAGUGUAUGUAUUGUUUUAGUGGCUGUGUGCAUGA